CCCAGCUCGAUGCGGUCAUAGUCGACUAUCACACGCACCUCUGCUACGAUGAGUUCGCUCUCGCCAGACCAAGUGGCGCAACUGAAGGCGCAGUUGCAUGACGCUGUCGUGUCUUGCACAGAGCGCUGCCUAUACAACUCGUCGAAAUGGGCUGCAGAACUGCUCAACUCGCUCCCAGCCUCAGACGACGAUAGUUCUGAUACAGAUGUCGACUCGCCCAUGUCGGGGCACACACCGCCUCAGACACCACACCGCAUUCCCAAAGAUGCCACUGAGGAGCGACUAGAGGCGCGAGAAGCGCACAGGUACCUCCUUGCGAAGACAUACUUUGAUUGCCGCGAGUACGAUCGAUGUGCCGCUGUCUUUCUUCCAGGACCGCUACCCAAAGGCGCCGUUCUUGCGACCUCGUCACCGAACGCGAACUCGAAGACUGCGCCCAAAGGCAAGGCGCGCGCCAGCGCAUCGCGCGUCCCAACCGCGACUGCCGAGAUCAUAGCCGGACUGAGUCAGAAAUCGCUCUUUCUCGCAUUGUAUGCGAAGUAUAUUGUUGGCGAGAGGCGCAGGAACGAGGAUAGCGAGAUGAUUCUCGGCCCUCAAGACGGCGUCAUGUCUAAUAAUGAGCUGUCUGGUAUAUCCACGAUACUUGAGCAGUGGUUUACUGCGUUGCCUACUAGCGCGCGGCAGCCGCAGGGAUGGUUGGAGUACCUGUACGGCAUUGUGCUUGCCAAGGGGAAGAACGACAAGCUCGCAAUUGACUACCUUUUGCAGAGUGUGCAUCAAUAUGAGUACAACUGGGGCGCAUGGCAGGAGCUCACGUCUCUUAUGAGCACGAACGAAGAGCUUCAGGAUUUGUCUCCACAACUGCCGCAGAACCUGAUGGCCUUUAUCUUUCACGUAACCACCUCGCAGGAGCUGUACCAAGUCAGCGACGGAGUACAGAAUUCGCUCACACAACUCAUGGCUAUCUUUCCAGCGUCAGCAUUCCUGAAGACGCAGAAGGCGCUGAUGUUCUAUCACAGCAAAGACUUUGAUGAUGCUGAGCAAAUAUUUUCAGAUCUGAUGGUCACUGAUCCUCACCGUCUUGAUCACCUCGACCACUACUCGAACAUCCUUUACGUCAUGGAGAUGAGACCAAAGCUCGCAUUCCUUGCCCAGAUAGCAACAGCGACGGACAAGUUUCGGCCAGAAACGUGUUGCGUCGUUGGCAAUUACUACUCGCUCAAGUCAGAACACGAAAAAGCCGUCAUGUACUUCCGUCGCGCUCUCAUGCUAGACCGUAACUUCCUCUCGGCUUGGACACUCAUGGGUCACGAGUUUGUCGAAAUGAAGAACACCCAUGCUGCCAUCGAGUCUUACCGCCGCGCCGUCGACGUCAACCGGAAAGAUUAUCGCGCCUGGUACGGUCUGGGUCAGACUUACGAAAUGCUCGAGAUGCAUUCAUAUGCGCUCUUCUACCAUCAACGGGCCGCGGCCUUGCGGCCAUACGAUCCCAAGCUGUGGAUGGCAGUUGGCCAAUGUUUUGGAAAAGUAGGGAAAGUCAUGAAUGGUAUUCGGGCGUACAAACGUGCGCUUGUAGCAGGUUCAUACGAUGGCGAGGUAGGCACGUCGUUUGGGGGUGGCGAAGGAGGGUUUCGCGCCGGCCUCGAUCCGGAAGUACUCUACCAGAUCGCCCUUCUCUACGAACGCAUUCGCAACAUGGCCGAAUGCUCUGCAUACAUGGAGCUUGUCCUCGCUCAAGAGGAGGGUUCAGAAGAUGAGGUGGACGGUGGAGGCGUUGGCGUGACACCGACAACGAGCAAAGCGAGACUCUGGCUGGCGAGGUACGAGUACCAGCGCGGCAUGUACCAAAGAGCAAGUGAUUUGGCAAACGAGCUAUGCCAGGACAACUUCGAGGUCGAAGACGCCAAGGCGUUGAUUCGGGAUGUGAGAGCUAGGCAGGAAGCUCACUAGGCGCGAGAGCGGGGAUGGAGUAAUGUCUUGAGAUUAGCGCAACAGUUCAUAGCAUAAGCAUUAGCGGCGCAAGGUAUGAUACCCAUUUCUACUUCAC
This is a messenger RNA of Didymella exigua CBS 183.55, 2047 nucleotides long. RefSeq names its product anaphase-promoting complex subunit CDC23. Gene Ontology annotation, cellular component: anaphase-promoting complex. Gene Ontology annotation, molecular function: protein binding. The record is from RefSeq and is a predicted model, not a curated record. The transcript is spliced from 3 exons. Bases 49 to 1950 code for a protein of 633 amino acids. Gene Ontology annotation, biological process: cell division. Lineage: Eukaryota; Fungi; Ascomycota; Dothideomycetes; Pleosporales; Didymellaceae.